GCAGCUCCCACAGCCAGGGCAGGAUGAACGGGACGGAGGGGAUCAAUUUUUACGUGCCUAUGUCCAACAAGACAGGGGUGGUGCGGAGCCCCUUCGAGUACCCGCAGUACUACCUGGCCGAGCCCUGGAAAUACCGCCUCGUGUGCUGCUACAUCUUCUUCCUCAUCUCCACCGGCUUCCCCAUCAACUUCCUCACCCUCCUGGUCACCUUCAAGCACAAGAAGCUCCGGCAGCCUCUCAACUACAUCCUGGUCAACCUGGCGGUGGCUGACCUGUGCAUGGCCUGCUUUGGUUUCACCGUCACCUUCUACACCGCCUGGAACGGCUACUUCGUGUUCGGCCCCAUCGGCUGCGCCGUGGAGGGGUUCUUUGCCACACUGGGAGGCCAGGUCGCCCUGUGGUCCCUGGUUGUCCUGGCCAUCGAGCGCUACAUUGUCAUCUGCAAGCCCAUGGGCAACUUCCGCUUCUCCGCCAGCCACGCCUUGAUGGGCAUCGCUUUCACCUGGGUCAUGGCCAUCUCCUGCGCCGCCCCGCCGCUCUUCGGCUGGUCCAGGUACAUCCCGGAGGGAAUGCAGUGCUCCUGCGGGCCCGACUACUACACCCACAACCCCGACUUCCACAACGAGUCCUACGUGCUCUACAUGUUCGUUAUCCACUUCAUCAUCCCCGUCGUCAUCAUCUUCUUCUCCUACGGACGCCUGGUGUGCAAAGUCCGGGAGGCAGCUGCCCAGCAGCAGGAGUCAGCCACGACCCAGAAGGCGGAGAAGGAGGUGACGAGGAUGGUGAUCCUCAUGGUGCUGGGCUUCAUGCUGGCCUGGACGCCCUACGCCGUGGUGGCGUUCUGGAUCUUCACCAACAAGGGCGCCGACUUCACGGCCACGCUGAUGGCAGUGCCUGCCUUCUUCUCCAAGAGCUCCUCCCUCUACAACCCCAUCAUCUACGUGCUCAUGAACAAACAGUUCCGUAACUGCAUGAUCACCACAAUCUGCUGCGGCAAGAACCCCUUUGGGGAUGAAGAAACCUCCUCCACCGUAUCCCAGAGCAAGACCGAGGUCUCCUCCGUCUCCUCCAGCCAAGUAUCACCCGCAUAGAGCACGGACAGUUUGAACUGGG
This is a messenger RNA of Taeniopygia guttata (zebra finch), 1113 nucleotides long. Its product is annotated as RH2 opsin. The record is from RefSeq and is marked provisional. Lineage: Eukaryota; Metazoa; Chordata; Aves; Passeriformes; Estrildidae. Gene Ontology annotation, molecular function: G protein-coupled receptor activity. Gene Ontology annotation, biological process: visual perception; phototransduction; G protein-coupled receptor signaling pathway. Gene Ontology annotation, cellular component: membrane.